AUGGGAGCAACCCCUUUUUACCACUCCAUUCUCAAGGUCCGGCUGCUGAAGCAUUUCGACAAGCCAAUGGACAUGAGAUACGACGGAACCCAGGACCCCCAAGAACACCUAACGGCCUUUGAGGCCAGGAUGAACUUGGAGGGUGUGGGUGACGAGGUGAAGUGUCGCGCUUUUCCCGUAACCCUGGCGGGACCAGCAAUCCGAUGGUUGAACGCGCUCCCCCAAGGGUCCGUGACGACUUUCGCAGACAUAACUCAUGGCUUCCUAGCCCAAUUUACCACGCACAUUGCUAAAGCCAAGCACCCGAUUAACCUCCUAGGGGUAACCCAAAGAAACGGGGAAUUGACCAGAAAGUAUCUUAACAGGUUCAAUGAUGAAUGCCUGGAGAUCGAUGGCCUGACCGACUCGGUGGCCAGCCUGUGUCUGACGAACGGGCUGUCGAACGAAGACUUUAGGAAACACCUCACCACCAAACCUGUAUGGACCAUGCAAGAAAUCCAGAACGUGGCAAGAGAAUACAUCAACGAUGAAGAGGUCAGCCAGGUGGUGGCGGCCAACAAACGACAGCCUACCAACCAUCCUCCCCUCCAACCUGGGUGCGGGGAAAGGCCCAAGGAGUUCUCCAAGGAUGGAGGAUCGACUAAACCUUUCAAGCCUUUCCCCCGAGUAGAAAAGUUCACAAACUACACCCCUCUGACGGCCCCGAUUGUUGAGGCAUACCAACAAAUAGCUGACAAAGGCAUCUUGUCGAAACCCCGCCAACCCAAGGAGAGAACAGGCAGGAACAAGAACCUGUACGGCGACUACCACAAAGGCUUUGGCCACAAAACCCAAGACUGCUUCGAUUUAAAGGAUGCUUUGGAACAAGCCAUUCGUGAAGGAAAACUCGUCGAGUUCUCACAAUUCAUAAGAGAACCCAGGAGGAGAGAGCGAGAGCGUUCUAAAGAGAACAAAGGCCGAGCCGUGAAGCCAAGGCAAGAGCCCAACGAAGACUACGAGCAUGGCCUCACAGUUGUUAACGUUGUAAUAGGAAGGGACACACCCCCCAGGUCUAAGUCUGCGACCAAGAAGGAUGCUAAAAUCUUGGCCGUAUCAUCAAGCAAUUGUAAAACCUCAUCCAGGGAAACUCCAACAAUAUCGUUUGGACCGGAAGACCAAUGGUUCCAUGACAUCCCGGAGAACCCCCCAUGGUGA
Messenger RNA from Arachis ipaensis, 1194 nucleotides. RefSeq lists its product as uncharacterized. Lineage: Eukaryota; Viridiplantae; Streptophyta; Magnoliopsida; Fabales; Fabaceae. The record is from RefSeq and is a predicted model, not a curated record.